Didymosphaeria variabile is the source of this 789-nucleotide messenger RNA. RefSeq lists its product as uncharacterized. Gene Ontology annotation, molecular function: oxidoreductase activity. The transcript is spliced from 2 exons. Bases 1 to 789 code for a protein of 262 amino acids. NCBI's taxonomy places the organism in Eukaryota, Fungi, Ascomycota, Dothideomycetes, Pleosporales, Didymosphaeriaceae. The record is from RefSeq and is a predicted model, not a curated record.
AUGGAGAAGUGGUCAAUGAGAUCACCAAAACCGGGGGGACUGCUAUUGCCAACGGGGGGGGACGUAUCCAAAGACGCCAAGUUCAUAGUGGCGGCGACAGUGCAGGCUUUUGGACGCGUCGAUAUUCUGAUCAACAAUGCUGGUAUCUUGGGCAGGAUAAGCUCCCAUGAUGACGUGGAUGCUGCUUCCUUCAUGCGCGUGAUGGAAGUAUCUGUCCUUGGAACGACCAUGAUGACGAGCGCUGUCUAUGACUUGAUGGCAAAACAGAAGUACGGAAGAAUUAUCAACAUCUCAUCAAACGCAGUCUAUGGAUUUGGUGCGGGUGGAGAUAGUGCCUAUGCAGCAUCCAAGGGCGCGACGUUUGCUAUCACGAGAGAAUUGGGCCGAUACUCAGAGAGAGAUGGGAUCAAGAUCAAUGGUGUCUUGCCCUCGGGUACAAGUCGAAUGACUACCAUCGCUCCAGGAACGAAGAAGGUUACAGAGACGUACUUCGACCCCACCAAGAUAGCGCCUUUCGUUGUUGUUCUAGCUUCUAGGGAGUGCCCGAUUAGUGGCGAGCUAUUCAGCGUUGGCGCUGGACGUGCCGCAAGAGAGACUUUUGCUACUUUUCCAGGUGCCGUGAACAAGAGCACAGCUGAGGAGUAUUUGGAGAAUUGGGACGAGGUUCAGGGUAAGAUAGGAAACGUGUACCUCCCGACCGGCUGUUUGGAUCAUGUCAAAUAUAUGAUCAGAAAUGCCUUGGGCGAAGAGAUGGAGGAAAUUGAGGGAUUUGGCCUUGCUUCGAACUGA